ACGGCAAUGUUGCGAAGAAGCUUUCACAGAUUUUGCCUGCCUGGUGGAAUGGUAACGGCUGGUUUACUGCCGUUUACAAACAACAAUAGUAAUGAUCGAAUUCAAAUCGACACCACAACCGUACAAAGUAUGUACGAGAACGCACCGGGUGACAAACAAACCGGCAUGGAACGGAUCCGCCUGAUGUUUUCAAUCGAUGAAUUUGGGCGCAUUUCGAGCGAAGUAAACUCUAUCUACCAGGCCGGCUUUCUUGGUUUCCUGUUCGGUGCUUGCUACGGUGGAUUCGUUAAUUCGCGCGUCGCCUACAUGAACUUCAUGGAACGGAACCAAGCGACGGCUUUCCAGUCCAGUUUUGAAGCUAAAAAAAAGCUGCAAGACCAGGUGACGCUUAACUUUGCUAAAGGCGCGUUCCGAUGGGGCUGGCGUUUGGCGCUUUUCACUACCAGCUACAUCGGUAUUCAAACGGUAGUGUCCGUGUACCGGGGGAAGUCCUCGCUGUACGAGUACGUUGCGGCCGGAGGUGUCACGGGGGCGAUGUACAAAUUUAGCAUGGGUCUGCGCGGAAUGGCUUCCGGGGGGCUGGUGGGUGUUGCGCUCGGGGGUUUCGCUGGGGGCCUAUCGCUGAUCAUCAUGCGCGCCACCGGUACCACGAUGGAGGAGGUGCGGUUUUGGCAGUACAAAUGGAAAACGAACCGUGAUCAGGUCAUAUUAGACUCACUCAAGGUGCAGACGGCAAUCGAAGAAGAUCCGCUAUUGAAGCAACACCACAGCAAGUUUGGUAAUGCUAACAUCGAUCUCAGCGCCAUUGAGGCAGAGAAGAGCAAAAUUCAACAAGCCGUGGAACGGGAAUCGUUGCAGAAAAAGUUGGAAGAGACCGAGCAGGCUGAGGUGAAGAAAUAA
Messenger RNA from Anopheles nili, 900 nucleotides. RefSeq names its product RPII140-upstream gene protein (gene 140up). Gene Ontology annotation, cellular component: mitochondrion. The coding region runs from base 7 to 900 and encodes 297 amino acids. NCBI's taxonomy places the organism in Eukaryota, Metazoa, Arthropoda, Insecta, Diptera, Culicidae. The transcript is spliced from 3 exons. The record is from RefSeq and is a predicted model, not a curated record.